ACCCGUCUCAGCAAAUUCCUUGAAGGAGCGAAAGUGAAGCUAGAGUGCAGGAGCAGAGUAAACGGAACAGUGACGUUGACAAAAGAAGCCGUAACAGACAAGUCAGGGAGCUACAAAAUGGAAGUGACCGGUGACCACGAGGAGGAAGUUUGCGAGCUCGUGCUCGUUGAAUCACCAAACAGUGAAUGCAGUGACGUUAGCAAAGAGGCUUACCUACGUAACGCCGCUAAGAUCAGCCUGACCGCAAAUGACGGAAUCGUCUCUCACGAGACACGUAUCGUUAACCCUCUCGGUUUCAUGGUUAAGACUCCCUCAGCUGAAUGUCCCGCUGCUUUCAAGGAGAUCGGAAUCGUCCCUGACGUUACUUUCUAAAUAUGAUGGCGACUUCAAGAUCGUCGUCAUGUAAUGUAUUGUUUGUUUUCACUUAUAACCCAAACAAAAGAAUGUAAUUUGAUAAAAUACAAAAAAAUGCGGUAAUUAAAUAAUUUAUUAUCUUUUUUU
Messenger RNA from Camelina sativa (false flax), 501 nucleotides. RefSeq names its product pollen-specific protein-like At4g18596. Lineage: Eukaryota; Viridiplantae; Streptophyta; Magnoliopsida; Brassicales; Brassicaceae. The record is from RefSeq and is a predicted model, not a curated record.